UUCUUAGGAGUAGAUACCCGGGAAGGGACUAGGGCUUUUCCCUUACUCUGAGAAAAUAGAUAACAGCCUCAAACAGGCAUACGAAAAGCGGGGAAAUCCCGAACUCAAGUCAGCCAAUCAAUGGUGACUAUGGGAAUGGAGACACCGGUGGGGGGGAACGGGAUAAGAAUUGGAAAAAAAAGGAAUCGAGCGCCUUUUUCGUUAGUUCAAAAUCGAAUGGCUCAUUGUUACGUUCUGUGCUAGUCGUCGCUGGUGAUUGAAUGUGCUCUUUUGGCUCAGUUUGGUGUGAUAUGCAAAUGUUGUAAAUCGUCGUUUUUUUCUUUAGUAGUGUUGUGUCAUAUUUAAUCUCCCGACAUGCCGAAACGAAAGUCACCGCAGACGCUGGUGUCGGAAUGUUUGAAAACCGUCUCCUGUUCGAUUGAAUGGUUCGCGUUGCAUCAUUACCCACAAUUCGACUGCCUCACCAGUGAUUUAACUGGCCAGAUUUUCAAUCGCUUGAAAACUAUUCCGGGGUUAUCUGCUAGUCACUUUCAACUGGUUUUAACGGACCAUUUGAAUGGAAUUGACCUUUCCAAUCCGUAUCAGCACGACAGUUGGGAUUAUUACAUGGACAUCGCACUCGGUAUCAUUUGUCGACGUAAACCGAAUUUGUUGCGAAUUAAUUUAUCCAACGUCCUUCGCAUUCCGGAUAUUUUCUGGACUGACAUUGUUCCCUCGCUGGAUUACCUUCGAGUCAUUAGUCUCCGUUCGACCAAUUGCGCUGAUCAACAAGUUCUCACCCUCAUCAAACACUGUCAGAAUUUAAGGGAAUUGGACCUGUCGCUGUGCGAGCGCGUUACCAAUUGGAGUGUGUCGAAUUUGUGCCAGGAGUCGGCAGUCGGGAUCAAGCUUCAAUUACUGGACGUCAUGCAAACACAGGUGGACGAGCGUGGCAUUCGAUCCGUUGUGGAACGAUGUACAGGACUGAGCAGCCUCAAAUGGCGCAACACAAUCAACGCUCUGGGGCAAAUUUAUCGAGAUCUGGCUUCCGGAACUAGCACGUCGCACAUCACUACUCCGCCCAGCUAUUCCCUGCAUCAGCUGAUCAGUGACAGUUCAUAUCGACUGUACAGUUUACAAGGUGCCGUCCAGCUCUGCCGCCAGGCCGUACAAGUUGGUGAUACUUUUAAUGAGUUGAUUCGUUCUUCUUCUAUUAAUUGUGUUACAUCUCCGGACACACAGGUGAUCAUCGAUGGUCCGUCGCUGCUGCUGGCCGAAGAGCUUCAAGCGCUGGAACAUUUGCACUGCCUGCGGGAGCUGCGGGUCGUGCUGGGCAGUCACACAAGGUCUGAGCUUCUGCUGGAUUUCCGCGUAGGUUUCGAUUCGAUUUUAACGAAACACGGAUCGACCCUGCAGCACUUGUCAAUCGGCCGGAUUCGUCGCGUUGACCUGGAACGGAUCGCCCAUUCCUGCCACCAACUCACUUCGUUAUCUCUGGAACUCAAUCACAGCUACAGGGAGACGACGACCAACACUAGGACGACCAUUCAAUCUCUUUCCAAAUUAAAUGUCUCCGUUCGUGAUCGCAAAUCAAAUGAAGAUUCCCACCACGACGUCCCCGCUUCUUGUCUGGCAGCCCUUACUGCAUCGCCCGGCAUCAGACACAUUAAAAUAACGGCCAGUCAGAACAUGAGCGAUGCCAUUUUGUCCGAAAGUCUCGUCGGCCAUGAUCUCGAUAGUCUCGAAUUGGAAUCUUGCUCAAAUAUUUCCAUGAGGAGUCUCUGGUCCGUCAUCCAUCAUUCGAAACGUUUGUCGAACCUGAAAGUCUAUCGCUGUCAAUUAGUCAUCGAUAGCGAAAUCGCCGAGCUUCACAGGAUGAUUGAAGAGCAGCGCUGGGAUCUAGACGUGGAUUACUAUCCCGAUAGCUGAAUGGAUGACCAAAGGCACUCUGCUGGGACUUACACCAAAUUUUUCGUAUUCUUGUUGUUCGAAAUGAUUUUCUUUUUAGAUAAUUUCCAAUUGAAUUUGUGAAAUUAUUAGUUGAACUAAUUUUAAUUUGCGCUCAAGUGACACAGCUCAAGCUCAAUCGAGACUUUGAGCGCAUCUUUCACAUAGGUUUUGAAUUUUAAAAAUCUAAUGUGUAUAACAAUGUCUAUUCUCAGUCUAUUCUUUUGAAUAAAUAUUGUAUUGCAAG
This is a messenger RNA of Daphnia pulicaria, 2173 nucleotides long. RefSeq lists its product as uncharacterized. The record is from RefSeq and is a predicted model, not a curated record. The coding region runs from base 355 to 1908 and encodes 517 amino acids. Lineage: Eukaryota; Metazoa; Arthropoda; Branchiopoda; Diplostraca; Daphniidae. The transcript has 4 exons.